Molecule: messenger RNA, 1035 nt
Organism: Gossypium raimondii (Peruvian cotton)
Lineage: Eukaryota; Viridiplantae; Streptophyta; Magnoliopsida; Malvales; Malvaceae
Product: TNF receptor-associated factor homolog 1a-like
Molecular function (GO): protein binding
Source: RefSeq, a predicted model, not a curated record
AUGGAAUGGUCUGAUAAGAAGAUUGGAUUGCAUUCAGUUUGGGGUAGUCCAUUGUACAUUUUAGUUUAUCCGCAAGGUUGUGAUGUUUGCAAUCAUCUCUCAUUGUUUCUCUGUGUUGCUAAUCAUGACAAACUUCUUCCAGGUUGGAGUCAUUUUGCACAGUUUACAAUAGCUGUUGUGAAUAAAGAUCCAAAGAAAUCAAAAUAUUCAGGUACUUUACAUCGAUUUGGAAGAAAGAGAUGGCUGGGGUGGAAAAAGUUUUUGGAGCUCUCAAAACUUUCUGAUGGAUUUAUAGAAUCUGACACACUAAUCAUAAAAGCUCAAGUUCAAGUGAUUAGGGAGAAAGUAGACCGCCCUUUUCGUUGCCUUGAUCGUCAAUAUAGGAGAGAACUUGUUAGAGUAUAUUUGACAAAUGUAGAGCAAAUUUGUUGCCGUUUUUUGGAUGACAGACGAAACAAACUGGGGAGCUUGAUAGAAGACAAAGCUACGUGGUCAAGCUUCCGUGCUUUCUGUUUGGGGUUAAGCCGAAAUGCCAGACGCCAAAUGUCCAGGGAGAAGCCAGAUGUGAUUUUGAAAGUAGUUGUGAAGCACUUCUUUAUAGAGAAGGAAGUGAUAUCUACUUUGGUAAUGGAUUCACUAUAUAGUGGGUUGAAGGCUCUCGAAGUCCAGAAAGGCAACAAAGCAAAGUCAAAAUUAUUGGAUGGUGAAGUAAAGCCAGCUCCAAUUGUUCGUGUUGAAAAAGAUAUGUUUGUACUAGUGGGUGAUGUGCUAGUUCUUCUAGAAAGGGCUGCUGCUUUAGAACCAUUACAGCUGAAAGAUGAGAAAGGUCCUCAAAACCAAUCAAAGGAUGGGAAUUCUGGGGAGGAGUUCAACAAAGAUUCAAUUGAGCAUGGUGAAAGGUGUCUUACAGAAUUGCGUCGCAGGACAGUUGAAAUAUUUGUUCUCUCUCAUAUUUUCCGCAACAAAAUAGAAGUUGCCUACCAGGAAGCUGUUGCUUUGAAGAGGCAAGAAGAGCUCAUCCAGGGCGUCAACUGA